AUGGACGAAGAUGCCGUCACCGCGCAGUCCACAACACGCAGUACAUCGUCCGUGGUACAGCAGAGAUCACUUCGUACUGUGGCACGACCAGAGCUGCUUCGUGGGGUCCCGUUACAUGUAGCACUGUCCUACUGGGGCAAACAUUGGAGGGCCCCUGAUCAAGGCAUGUUCAAUGUGAACCCCAAGAACUACCAGCUCAGUCGGCCCACGAAAGCCUACGACGCAUUUCUGAGCCACGACUGGGCAUCAUCCCGCUGGUUGAAGUUCCUAUCCCUGCUCAUGGUUUUCAACUCAGGACCUGCCUUUGCUAUCUCAUUCCUGGUGAGCGUGCUGGUGGGCACAUUGCGAGCACAUCGAGUGAUCCCAGACCAGGCAUGGACAUUGUCGAUUGUCUACGCAGUCUACUUUUUCAUCUUUUCGUUCUGGCAGCGCAUACGGACCAUGUUCUGUCGACCCCUCGUCGUUUUCCUGGACAAACUUUGCGUGGCGCAGCACGACGAGGACUUGAAGCAGGAGGGCAUUCAGAGCCUUGGUGCCUUCCUCCUGAGCUCCCGGGAACUGGUCGUGCUGCUCAGCCCUCAGUACCUGUCACGCCUCUGGUGCGUUUUCGAAAUCUCAACAUUUUUGAGAGAUAGGGCUUCCUUGAACAGACUGCGGAUCAUUCCACAGAAGACAACCCUACUCCUGCUGAUGGUGGCUGGGUGCUGGCACUUGCUGGCAAGCUAUUACUUCUUGUUGAUCAGGUAUGGUGUGCUUGGAAGCUGGGGAGGGGGUGCUACCAUGACCCUUACAACAGCCAUGUUGGGUUUCUGUUCUCUGCUUGUUCCGCUGUCCUUCUACGUUGGCAUAGGGCUGAUGUUUGAGCUUCAAGAGGUACCCAGGCAACUCCAGAACUUCCGAGUCCAAGAUUCGAAGUGCUACUGUUGUAGUCACUCGCACGUGCACCCUCGCAGCGGUGAGCCACUCCCCUGUGACCGCCAGCUCGUUUACGAAACCAUCCAAGAUUGGUGGGGGACUAAGAAAGAAGACGGGUCUGAUCCGCAUUUGGAGCGGUUCAGUGCAUCUGUUCGUCAGAGUGUGGCCCCCAAAAUUGCGAAUGGAAUGGGAAUCGGCUUGCCAUUUCAUUAUGUUGUUUACACGGCCGUUUUUAGCAUUGUGCCUUGGUUGGCAGACUUCAUCGCGCUUUGGGCCGAGACGAUUGACCACCGACCUGUCAUCUCUAUCUGGAGCUUGAGACACUUUGUCACAUGGGGCAUUGUCGGCUUGGCCCUACUCUUUUCACUGAAGAUCAGCAUUUGGCUCUGGACUUUAGGCACCUUGAUCGAGAAGCGUAUGUUCUCUCGCUGGUUGGCCGUCUUCAUGGUCGCGCCACUCUCUUGUCUUGGUGUUUGCUCACUGUGGCUGCCGCUGGGAAUUAGCUUAGCAGCGACAAACGAAGACAACCCUUUGCCAGUGAUCAUCUUUUUUGCGGGCGCAGCACUCACGACCUUCGUAUGGCACAUCGAGCGGAAGCCACAGCCAUCCCCGCGGCAAUCGCAGUGCUCGACUUCCACUCGAAGCACGGAUGAUGACGAUACUUUCUCAAUUUAA
Messenger RNA from Symbiodinium natans, 1590 nucleotides. NCBI's taxonomy places the organism in Eukaryota, Dinophyceae, Suessiales, Symbiodiniaceae. The record is from the annotation of a GenBank genome assembly.